Jaculus jaculus (lesser Egyptian jerboa) is the source of this 6732-nucleotide messenger RNA. It is a transcript of the gene Nrp2, whose product is annotated as neuropilin 2. The record is from RefSeq and is a predicted model, not a curated record. Gene Ontology annotation, biological process: vascular endothelial growth factor signaling pathway; angiogenesis; axon guidance. Gene Ontology annotation, molecular function: semaphorin receptor activity; vascular endothelial growth factor receptor activity. The transcript is spliced from 16 exons. Lineage: Eukaryota; Metazoa; Chordata; Mammalia; Rodentia; Dipodidae. Gene Ontology annotation, cellular component: membrane. The coding region runs from base 719 to 3439 and encodes 906 amino acids.
CGCCGGAUCCCGGCCGCCGCGCCCGCAGCAGCCGCCGCCUCCACCGCCGCAGUUUCCUGCCUCGUACUCCCCUCCCGAGGCUGGCCGAGCGGGUGUAGCCGUUUCCCCCCCACACACACCCGCCUCCCCCGGGGUGGGGAGGCUCUGGCCAGGGGAACCCGAGCCGGACCACAGCAGAGCCACCGCCGCCGCCUCCCGCUGCCGGCUGUCCAGCGGUUGGUGCCUCUGCCUCCGCCCGCGUGUGCGUCCCGAGUGCCGGGAGGGGAGGAUGUGUGACAGUUUGCGCCUCUGAGAUCACACCGCUGCCUAGGGGCUCUGUGAUGCCCACGGCAAGUCUUGCUUUGAUUUUGAUUAUUACUAUUAUUUUAAGCUUGGCUUUCGGGAAAUCCGCGUGAUGUGUUGUGGGAUAAAGGAAAUGACACUUUGAGGAACUGGAGAGAACAUAGAUGCGUUUGGGUUUGGAGAGGAAACCAGUCCCCUCUCCUCGUGCCUGGUUUCAAGAGCUCUCCUCCCAGUGAGCUGGGGGAUUCCAGCCAGAAUAAAGGUGAAGACGGAGCCGCCGGGACCCAGGAGGGAGACGCUCACCAUUUAGAGACCUUUGCAGAAGACACUGAAGGAAGAAAAAAAAAAAUAAUAAGAGAGAGAGGAAAAACACAAAGACUUAUAAUUAUCCAAGAAUCCUACGAACCCAGCCCUGGAGUGAGCCUCUCUCUCCACCAUGGAUACGUGCCCGCUCACCUGGGUUUUCUUAGCUCUCUACUUCUCAGGACAUGAAGUGAAAAGCCAGCCAGACCCACCCUGUGGAGGCCGUCUCAAUUCCAAAGACGCUGGCUACAUCACCUCGCCAGGCUACCCCCAGGACUAUCCCUCCCACCAGAACUGCGAAUGGGUGCUCUACGCUCCUGAACCCAACCAGAGGAUUGUCCUCAACUUCAACCCUCACUUCGAAAUUGAGAAGCAUGACUGCAAGUAUGACUUCAUUGAGAUUCGAGACGGGGACAGUGAGUCCGCAGACCUUCUGGGCAAGCACUGUGGGAACAUCGCCCCACCCACCAUCCUCUCCUCGGGCUCGGUGCUGUACAUCAAGUUUACAUCCGACUACGCCCGGCAGGGGGCAGGCUUCUCCCUGCGUUAUGAGAUCUUCAAGACAGGCUCUGAAGAUUGUUCUAAGAACUUCACGAGCCCCAAUGGAACCAUCGAAUCCCCUGGUUUUCCAGAGAAAUACCCACACAACCUGGACUGCACCUUCACCAUCCUGGCAAAUCCCAGGAUGGAGAUCAUCCUACAGUUCUUGACCUUCGACCUGGAGCACGACCCUCUGCAGAUGGGAGAGGGGGACUGCAAAUAUGACUGGCUGGACAUCUGGGAUGGAAUCCCACAUGUUGGUCCACUGAUUGGCAAGUACUGUGGGACCAAGACACCCUCUGAACUCCGCUCAUCAACCGGGAUCCUCUCUCUGACUUUUCACACGGACAUGGCGGUGGCCAAGGAUGGCUUUUCUGCACGUUACUACCUGGUACCCCAAGAGCCACUAGAGAACUUUCAGUGCAAUGUCCCUCUGGGAAUGGAGUCAGGCCGGAUCGCUAAUGAACAGAUCAGUGCCUCAUCCACCUUCUCUGAUGGGAGGUGGACCCCUCAGCAGAGCCGGCUCCAUGGUGAUGACAAUGGGUGGACUCCCAACUUGGAUUCUAACAAGGAGUAUCUCCAGGUGGACCUCCGCUUCCUCACCAUGCUCACCGCCAUUGCCACGCAGGGAGCAAUUUCCAGGGAAACCCAGAGAGGCUACUACGUCAAAUCUUACAAACUGGAGGUCAGCACGAACGGUGAAGACUGGAUGGUAUACCGGCAUGGCAAAAACCACAAGGUAUUUCAGGCCAACAACGACGCAGCCGAGGUGGUUCUCAACAAGCUCCACACGCCCCUGCUGACGAGGUUUGUGAGGAUCCGCCCGCAGACCUGGCACUUGGGCAUUGCCCUCCGGCUGGAGCUCUUCGGCUGCCGGGUUACAGAUGCUCCCUGCUCCAACAUGCUGGGGAUGCUCUCGGGCCUCAUCGCUGAUACGCAGAUCUCUGCCUCUUCCACACGCGAGUACCUCUGGAGCCCCAGUGCAGCCCGCCUGGUUAGCAGCCGCUCAGGCUGGUUCCCUCGGAUCCCUCAGGCCCAGCCAGGUGAGGAGUGGCUUCAGGUGGACCUGGGAACACCGAAGACGGUGAAAGGUGUCAUCAUCCAGGGAGCCCGUGGAGGAGACAGCAUCACUGCUGUGGAAGCCAGGGCGUUUGUACGCAAGUUCAAAGUCUCCUACAGCCUAAGUGGCAAGGAUUGGGAAUACAUCCAAGACCCCAGGACUCAGCAGCCAAAGCUGUUCGAAGGGAACAUGCACUAUGACACCCCCGACAUCCGAAGGUUCGACCCCGUUCCAGCGCAGUAUGUACGGGUGUAUCCCGAGAGGUGGUCACCGGCAGGCAUUGGAAUGCGGCUGGAGGUGCUGGGCUGCGACUGGACAGACUCAAAGCCCACAGUGGAGACGCUGGGACCCACCGUGAAGAGUGAAGAGACCACCACCCCCUAUCCCAUCGACGAGGAUGCCACGGAGUGUGGGGAGAAUUGCAGCUUUGAGGACGACAGAGAUUUGCAGCUCCCUUCCGGAUUCAACUGCAACUUUGACUUCCCCGAGGAGCCCUGUGGUUGGCUGUACGACCAUGCCAAGUGGCUCCGGAGCACCUGGACCAGUAGUACCAGCCCCAACGACCGGACAUUUCCAGAUGACAAGAACUUCUUGCGGCUGCAUAGCGAAGGCCGGCGAGAGGGCCAGUACGGGCGGCUCAUCAGCCCCCCGCUGCACCUGCCCCGGAGCCCCGUGUGCAUGGAGUUCCAGUACCAAGCCACAGGCGGCCGCGGGGUGGCGCUGCAGGUGGUGCGGGAAGCCAGCCAGGAGAGCAAGCUCCUGUGGGUCAUCCGCGAGGACCAGGGCAGCGAGUGGAAGCACGGGCGCAUCAUCCUGCCCAGCUACGACAUGGAGUACCAGAUCGUGUUUGAGGGGGUGAUAGCAAAAGGACAUUCAGGAGAGAUUGCCAUCGAUGACAUUCGGAUAAGCACUGACGUCCCACUGGAGAACUGCAUGGAACCCAUAUCAGCUUUUGCAGGUGAGGAUUUUAAAGGGGGCACCCUCCCGCCAGGGACCGAGCCCACAGUGGACACGGUGCCCGUGCAGCCCAUCCCAGCCUACUGGUAUUACGUAAUGGCCGCAGGGGGCGCUGCGCUGGUGCUGGUCUCCGUCGCGCUGGCCCUGGUGCUCCACCACCACCGGUUCCGCUAUGCGGCCAAGAAGACCGAUCACUCCAUCACCUACAAAACCUCCCACCACACCAACGGGGCCCCUCUGGCCGUGGAGCCCACCCUAACCAUUAAGCUAGAGCAAGACCGCGGCUCGCACUGCUGAGGGCCGCCGAAGCAAGAACUGCACCCAAACAAGACUGCAAACACGUUGCCUCGAUUUUUGCACUUUUUCUCCUCGCCUAGUCUCUGUGUAAACUCUCAGACAUCUCUCCGCAGGGUCCUCAACCCUGAGCGCUCUUUUCCACCCCAACCAUUCUCUGUGGUCCUUGGAUUCUGGUUUCGUGUUUUGUUUCAUUGUGCCUUUUUUUUUUUUUUUUUGGUCCUUUCUGUUUUUCUUUCUUUCUUUCCUUCUUUAUUUUUAUUUUCAUGAUUCCAAACCAACAAAACCCAACUUUAAUGCUGCAUCUUGGAAUACCAGAAGAGAUCCACCCCUAAGCACUUCACAACUCAAGGCUCAGCUGGUUUUGUUCCAGAGACUGGUUCUCUUAUUUUCUCUCCUUGCCUUAUCCCAUCCCUCCUCUUGGUGGGCAGGCCGCCAGGUGUCUGAGGGGAACCUGGCUUUGUGUGUAUGUACAUAGUAUAAACUCGUGUGUGGAGAGGUGUGUGUGUGUGUGUGUGUGUGUGUGUGUGUGUGUGUGUGUUUGCGUGGGGGGGAGAGACUGGCUCACUGUGGGGGGAAGUGUGUGGAUGUGUGUAGAGAGGGGCCCCUUCGCUUUUGUGUUACUUCUCCCGGGGUACAUUUGACAAGGAAAUAAUAUACUGUAUAGAUUUUGUUUACUCGGAGAAGAGACUGACGCUUUUUGUUGCCUUAUCUAGCUCUGGCUGGGUUUUUGUUGGCUGUCGUUGUCAUCUCCAGGUACCUAGAGAAAUACUGGCCACAGAGAAUGCAGUGUGGCCCCAUCCACCCUUGGCCCUGCUCCCCAAACCCACCUGACCCAAGAGGAUGGCUCCCCAGUGCACUUCAGACAUGACCUCCUGGUCCAUGUCUCCUGGUGUCUUUGAAAUCACAGCAGCCAUUGGGUGUAUGGAACCAUCUCUCCUUCCAGCCCUGAAGCAAAUGUAUCUCAUGUUGCCUUAUGAAACAAAAGAAGUUCAUAAUGAAUGUUUAGCUCUGAUGGGUCAAAUCCAACCGUGGAAUAAGUCAUAAAGAAUAACACAUCUGGGAUGAUGUAGAAAACACAGUAGUCUGUUUAAAUUGAGAGCAGGAAAGGGGGGAUUGAAGGGAGGAGAGGGAAGGACUCAAAUGCUGUCUUUUCAGAAGUCUCUUAACCCCUUGGGGAUCACUAGGCCCAACGUGGAAUGGGGUUGAGAGAGAAGGCGUUCUUUGGUAUUAUUUUGGUCAUUGUACUGGCAUUUGCGAAAUACAGAGGGAAUGGGAUCAUUUGCUUUCCUUUCUUGGUGUUAAUGUGUGCCUGAAUUCAUAGCCACUGAAAUAUAAAGCUGUCCACCCUAACUUACUGAGAUAUUAUGAGAAAAUAGAAAGUAACCAUUUGCUACCCCCAAAGUAUUCGUGGCAUAUACAUCUCCCCCCCCCCCCCACCGGCCCGGCUGACGCAGGUGCUGCCGAAGCGGCGGGGGAAGGGACGUGCUGAGGAUGCCGCCGCCGGCCCUUGGCCUCUCUAGGCCAUGCAGAGAGAGUGGUGUUAGGGAGCAGCUGCCGAAUGGUACUGUGGAAAGGACGCAUUAAGUAACAAAGUCAAUUUCAUUGAUAGAAAAUGUGUAUUUUAAGAUUUCCUGUGUACUAGGGCUCAGCCUUGGAGGCAUUUUGUUUCCACCUUCCUGCUGGAAAUCCUCCAGGGUAGUGUAAAAUUCUCUCCAAAGAUAAUUGCCUGCCCAGAAGCCUCUAGGUACCUUCUGAGGACAAAAUACUAAUGACGUCUUUUUUUUUUCUUUCGGUUGCUUGGGAGAGAGCCUUUUAGCAUUCUUUCCGAGUAUCCAGAUAGGCAAGGUGCCUACAGCUCCCCCUCAGCUCUUGCGUCUGGUCCGUUUCAUCCUCCCGAAAGGCUGGUGCUCUCCCAGUCUUACUGUUUCAAAGCACUGCUUUCCCAACCACCGCGACCCUGCCAGGGAAAGAUGAAAGGCUAGAGUACAGCUACCUUGACAUUUCAAGAGGCGUCUGACCCCAGCUGAAGACGCAGAAGGAAGUGGGAGGGGGUGGGAGGACCAUAGCACAGAAUGCCCUAACUUGCCAGUCUCUGAAGGCUUUUUACGGUGGGUGUUCACAUUCAGUUGAGAAUUUGGGGACCAAGCAUUCCCUCCAAGUGAUUGACAUUCCUACAAUUACCCCAGUAAGGCAUCGGGAAACCUUAUCUGGAAAAUCAGCCAGUGGAACAAGUUACAGUAUGAUUCCCCCUUCUUUAAACAAAGAUGGCAGCCACUUUCUGAACUUGGCUCUGUGCUCAUGUGAUGCUCGACUGUGGCACCCUUUUCACAUUCAUGUCCCAGGUGAAAAUAUGGUGAAUCAGGAUACACUUCAACUGAGAAUAUCUCUCUCUUUCUCUCUCUCUCUCAUCUCUGUCUUUCCUGCUCUCUCCACCCCAGGAACUUUCAUAGUAUUAUCUGGGUACCAUGCUAAAAGAGAGUUUUUCUAUAAAAUAUCAUGCCUUACAGCUUCGAAAAAAAAAAAAAAAACCCACAAGAAACACAACCCUAAAUUCUAUAUUCCAUUGAGUGAAGAGUCCUCUCUUUUAAUAAAAAUGGACUGGACAGAUGAAUGCAUGCAUGCAUGUAUUUACAGUUGCUUCUCAGAAGAAAAAGCAGUGAUACCAAUGGCUAAAAUAUGAACGAGUGGGUGAAUGGGGUGAAGGACUAGUUGGGGCUGGAAAAAGCUUUUGCCUUACUAAAGGUUUCCCAAGAACACCUUCAGUAGGGAAGGCCUUAUUCCUGGGUAAAGAAUCCCUUCCUUGAGGGCAUACUAGCAACUGCUAUCACCUAAUUGCUGGAACAGGGAAGGAAAGAAAAAGAAAGAAAGAGAGAGAGAGAGAGAAGGAAGGAAGGAAGGAAGGAAGGAAGGAAAACAUAGCCUUGCUAUUGACCAAACAGAUGCUGAAAAUAAAGUAAAAUCAUCUUUUCUCUUGUCUCACUUUUUUGGGAGUAAAACCAGAAUAGGAAAUCCAAUAUUUUUGAGGUUGAUAGCCCAUCUUUUAAAAGUCCCUGUCUUUAAAAUAAAACUAGCAGGCAAACAAACACCUAAAAAAGAAAAUCAAAAAUUACCAAAGAACAGCAACAAAACAAGGAAACCUAAAGAUUUUUACUUCCUGUUCUUACCCCUUCUCCCUGUGACUGUGACAUCCCUUGCAUUGCUCAGUUGCCUGUGUGUCAAAAUAACUCGUGGACGUUGGAAACUAUUUGAAAAUGUAUUGUGUGGAAUGUAAUAAAAUGAUAUUUUUAUACAAA